AUGCUGGCGGAUGGACAGCUCACCCUGGGCGACAAGGUGUUGAAGCACAACGGCCGCAAGAUCCGGCGGCUCGCGCUCGGGGCGCUCGGCGGCUUUGCAGGCAGCACCGCUGACGGCCUCACCCUGUUUGAGCGGCUGGAGGCGAAGCUGGAGCAGCACCCGGGGCAGGUGGUUGCCUAG
This is a messenger RNA of Monoraphidium neglectum, 180 nucleotides long. RefSeq lists its product as hypothetical. Lineage: Eukaryota; Viridiplantae; Chlorophyta; Chlorophyceae; Sphaeropleales; Selenastraceae. The record is from RefSeq and is a predicted model, not a curated record. Gene Ontology annotation, cellular component: proteasome core complex. The transcript is spliced from 4 exons. The coding region runs from base 1 to 180 and encodes 59 amino acids.